UCUCUUCCCAGCAGCUAUCAGUCUGUGUUGAAGGAGAUACUCAGCGAACUGGCCUGUCACCAUGAACUGGAAAAAGACAUGAACAUGCCCCUGUCUAAGCUAAUGGAGGGCGAAAACAGGAAGAAGCUGGGACUCUUGUUGAAGAAAAAUUUUAGCAAAUACAGAGACACAAUUAUGUGGAUUAUGGAAAAAUGUGAAAGUCAGAAAAUGUCCGAGAAGGCCACUACCAUUACAUACCAAGUAUCAACUAUGGUAGAGCCAGAGCAGUCAGACACAGAAGAAAUCCUAAGACAUAGUACUUCUUUCAAGAAGAAGUUAAGGCUAGAUGCAGAAUGGAUACGGGCAAAGAUGAAGGCACAUCAAAGUGAUGGAAAAUUAAUUGCCUACCACAGUGGGAGGAAUUUCCGUAUUCUUUUUCCUAAUGGCACAGGCCAGAUUUACUAUCCGUCAGGGAACCUGGCUCUGCUCAUCACCUGCAAAGGAGUUGCCAAGUUCACAUACAUUGUUCUGGAAGACUGUAAAGAAAGAAAGAUCCGAGGCCUUGUCACCAACUCUGGCCAUGCCACCUUCUACAAAGAGAAUGGAGGGAUCUGGGUGAGCCUGAGCAAACUCCUGGGCUACUACUUCCCCAAAGACAAAUAUCAGAAGGCCUGGAACUGGUGGAACCUGAGCAUCCACGUACAUGCACCCCCCAUCAUGUGCCUCACUUUGAAACUCAACAAGUACAUCCAUGUACAAAUAAGAAGCCAGGACAAGGUCAUCUUCUGCUUCUUUGCCCCCAAACAGAAGAGGAUUUAUUUAAACAUGGGCACCAAGUACAAGUUUGUAAGCCUGAAACUGCUUGAAGCCAUGAAGAAUAAAUCAAUCCUGGAGACAGACCCUGGCCCGACAUCGUGGAAGAUCCAGGUCCUUCUGGGCAAAAUAAGUAGUAGUCUGAAGCUCCUGACCCUGUCUGACUUGGAACACUUCACAAAGCUCAUCAAGUUGGGACUUCGUAACCUCCGUAAGAGGAAAGCUCGAAUCUUGUUUUAG
Messenger RNA from Cricetulus griseus (Chinese hamster), 1032 nucleotides. The record is from RefSeq and is a predicted model, not a curated record. Lineage: Eukaryota; Metazoa; Chordata; Mammalia; Rodentia; Cricetidae.